Phragmites australis (common reed) is the source of this 1416-nucleotide messenger RNA. Its product is annotated as exopolygalacturonase-like. The transcript is spliced from 2 exons. Gene Ontology annotation, molecular function: polygalacturonase activity. Gene Ontology annotation, biological process: carbohydrate metabolic process. NCBI's taxonomy places the organism in Eukaryota, Viridiplantae, Streptophyta, Magnoliopsida, Poales, Poaceae. The coding region runs from base 27 to 1298 and encodes 423 amino acids. The record is from RefSeq and is a predicted model, not a curated record.
UGUUCGGACACAUACAGCUCGGGAAAAUGGCUUUGGGCAGCAACGCUCUGAGGGUGAUCUUCUUCCUCGUGAUGGUGGUGUGCGCCGUGCAUGCGGGGAAGCCCGCCCCGAAGGAGAAGGAAAACGAGAAGUCGAGCGAGGCCGCCGCCGCGCCGGAGGGCGCCGCGGAGGCGUCCGGACCGGGCGGGUCCUUCGACAUAUCCAAGCUGGGAGCCAAGGGCGAUGGCAAGACGGACAGCACCAAGGCCCUGACGGAGGCGUGGGCGUCGGCGUGCGCGAAGACCGGAGCGCAGAAGAUCCUGAUCCCCAAGGGAGACUACCUGACGGGGCCCCUCAACUUCACGGGGCCGUGCAAGGGCUCCAUUACCAUCCAGGUCGACGGCAACCUGCUCGGCUCCACCGACCUCAACCAGUUCAAGGCCAACUGGAUCGAGAUCAUGCGCGUCGACAACCUCGUCAUCACCGGCAAAGGCAAGCUCGACGGCCAGGGGCCCUCCGUCUGGAGCAAGAACGCCUGCGAUAAGAAAUACGACUGCAAGACCCUGCCCAACUCACUGGUGCUAGACUUUGUGAACGACGCCACCAUCGAGGGGAUCACGCUGCUCAACGCCAAGUUCUUCCACAUGAACAUCUUUCAGUGCAAGGGCGUGACGGUCAAGGACGUGACCGUCAGCGCGCCGGGGGACAGCCCCAACACAGACGGCAUCCACAUGGGGGACUCGUCCAAGAUCACCAUCACUGGCACCACCAUCGGCACCGGCGACGAUUGCAUCUCCAUCGGCCCGGGGACCUCAGGCGUCAACAUCACCGGCGUCACCUGCGGCCCCGGCCACGGCAUCAGCGUGGGCAGCCUGGGGCGGUACAAGGACGAGAAGGACGUGACUGACAUCACGGUCAAGGACUGCACGCUCAAGAAGACGACCAACGGCGUCCGAAUCAAGUCCUACGAGGACGCCGCGUCGGUGCUCACCGCCUCCAAGAUUCACUACGAGAACAUCCAGAUGGACGACGUGGCCAACCCCAUCAUCAUCGACAUGAAGUACUGCCCCAACAAGAUCUGCACCGCCAAGGGCUCCUCCAAGGUCACUGUCAAGGACGUCACCUUCAAGAACAUCACCGGCACCUCCUCCACCCCUGAGGCCGUCAGCUUGCUCUGCUCCGACAAGCUGCCAUGCAGCGGCGUCACCAUGGCCGACGUCAAGGUCGAGUACAAGGGCACAAACAACAAGACCAUGGCCGUCUGCACCAACGCCAAGGGCACCGCCAGUGGCUGCCUCAAGGAGCUGGCCUGCUUCUGAUUGGUUCAUCCAUCCAUUUCUCUGCCCCAGCCAUUAUCAUGGGCAACUAUAUAUAUUUUGUUCUUCUUUCUUCACAAAAGGAGAUGGAUCUGCCCCUGAGGUCAUCGCCCAAACCCUU